Messenger RNA from Scatophagus argus, 2572 nucleotides. It is a transcript of the gene chaf1b, whose product is annotated as chromatin assembly factor 1, subunit B. Bases 127 to 1974 code for a protein of 615 amino acids. The record is from RefSeq and is a predicted model, not a curated record. Gene Ontology annotation, biological process: DNA replication-dependent chromatin assembly; nucleosome assembly. Gene Ontology annotation, molecular function: protein binding. The transcript is spliced from 14 exons. Gene Ontology annotation, cellular component: CAF-1 complex; nucleus. Lineage: Eukaryota; Metazoa; Chordata; Actinopteri; Scatophagidae.
UCGCGCUUCCGCGUUAUUGUCCAAUCACUACAGCCCAUUCAACCGGAAGUUUUGAACGAAUCAUACGCGGGAAAUUACUGAUCUCUUCAGCUCGACAACAGAGGAGGUCGGUGGUGGAUAUAAAAAAUGAAGUUGGUAACGUGUGAGAUUGCAUGGCACAACAAAGAGCCAGUUUAUAGUUUGGACUUCCAGCACAGCUCUGAUGGACGCGUUCAUCGGCUGGCCACAGCUGGAGUGGACACCACAGUCAGACUGUGGCGUGUAGACACGGGCCCAGACGGGAAGGCGGUCGUGGAGUUUCUGUCUAAUCUGGCUAGACAUACGAAGGCUGUUAAUGUGGUGCGCUUUAGCCCUAAUGGAGAGCUGCUUGCCUCAGGAGGAGAUGACGCAGCGAUUCUGCUGUGGAAGCUCAAUGACUCUAAGGAGCCUGAGCAGACCCCCGUGUUCCAGGAUGAUGAAGAUGCUCAGCUCAACAAGGAGAGCUGGACUGUGGUCAAGACACUAAGGGGACACAUAGAGGACGUGUAUGACAUCUGCUGGACACGGGAUGGAAACUUCAUGGUGUCUGGCUCUGUGGACAACACUGCUAUUAUGUGGGACGUCCACAAAGGACAAAAGCUCUGUAUCUUGAAUGACCAUAAGAGCUAUGUGCAAGGGGUGACCUGGGAUCCCCUGGGACAAUAUGUAGCCACUCUCAGCUGUGACAGAGUGAUGCGUGUUUACAGCACACACACCAAGAAGAAGGCCUUCUGUGUUAGUAAAAUGAGCUCAGGGCCACUAGCAGAAGGAGAGGUCAAGCAGUACAGAAUGUUUCACGAUGACAGUAUGAGGUCAUUUUUUCGUCGUCUUUCAUUCACCCCAGAUGGGUCUUUCUUGCUCGCACCAGCUGGAUGUGUGGAGAUUGGAGAAAACAUCAUAAAUACCACCUACAUCUUUUCCAGGAAGGGCCUCAAGAGGCCUAUCGCCCACUUACCAUGUCCAACUAAAGCUACACUGGCUGUGCGCUGCUGCCCCGUCUACUUUGAAUUGAGGACCAAGAAAGGAGAAGAUGGUUCUGUUCAGGCUCUUCCCAACGCCUUUCAGUUGCCAUACCGUAUGGUGUUUGCUGUGGCAUCUGAGGACUCCAUAUUCUUGUAUGACACUCAGCAGACACUCCCUUUUGGCCUGGUGUCCAACGUCCACUACCACACGCUCAGCGACCUCACAUGGUCUCGUGAUGGUUCCUUCCUGGCUGUGUCCUCCACAGAUGGCUACUGCUCCUUCCUGUCCUUCUCUCCUGGGGAGCUGGGAACUCCGCUGAAGGAGCCUCCCACUCUGGAGAUCUUUGCCCCACAUAGCGGUGUGGAGAAAAAGGGCAAAAAAUCAGCCAGGACCUCAUCUCCUGGGACCCAGCCACCAAACUCAGCCCAAACUCCCACCUCCCAAACGGUUAAUGGCAAAGACGCCCCCUCCGUCACCCCGCCGGAGGAGAAGAAGAGCACCCCCAGUGCCAAGUCGAAACCCCAGCCCCGUAGGAUCACCCUCAACACCCUGGAGGGCUGGGGGAAGCCUGCUACCUCUAAAGCCACAACCACUUCUGCACCUCAGACCCCAACAUCUGCAAGCACAAGCGCACCCUCUACUCCCCUACCCCGUGUCACCCCUCUCACCCCUACCAACUGCCGCACAUCUCAGCCACGCAUCGCCCCACUCACUCCAUCCACCCCUAAAGUCCUCAACAGUGCUAAUACUACUGGGCCCACUACCCCAAAGGGUGCAACCACCCCGAAGGGGCCCACCCCAAGGAGAGUAUCUUUGACUCCCGUCGCAUCCCGAUCUCCAGCUGUUAGUUCCCUCUUCUGCACCCCCUCAUCCACUGAGAAGGCCAAACAUGAGCGUCCUUCUCCUCCCACUGAUCCCGUGUGCCAGCCCCCCGAGUCCAAACGGCCAAAGACCAGCGAUCCCCCGGUGAAGACCGGCGACACCCAGGCCUAGUGUUUGCAAGGAACGGCAUGGUGUUAUCAGAAAAGAGUACAUACAGCAGAGGGUGAGAGUUAAAGAAGCUACAAAACCACAGAGACUGCCCUUGGAUUUACCCCUGUAGUGCAAGAGCAUUUUGUUUGGGUUGAUAUUGUCUGUACUUGAUGCAAAUGACCUCACAUAAUGGACUUGGUUUUAACACAAACUGCUUUGCAGUAAGUGGCCUUGAAUUAACUCUUCUUUUAGUCAUGUGUGUGUGUUGUGUUAUACAUUAAACAUGUAUUUAGGUUGUUGUAUUAUAUAUGAUUUGUUUGACAUUCAGUUGCAUGAGUGCUGUUGUGGGGGGAAAAAAAAAACAAGAAAAAAGGAAAGUUUUGUCUCACUUCUUUUUGGAUCGUGUGAUUGUGAAAUUUAAACUGCCCUCAAAAACCAGAAGAAGGAAAAGAAACAAGCGAUUUAAGGUUUAAUAUCUUGUGCGAGCUUGACAUAUACAACCAGAGUCUUCAUUUUCUCAAGACUGUUAACCAGCAGCUUUAGUGACAAACUCAACACUGUCAAGCAUUUAAGGGUUGUUUUCUCUGUGUUUAAUAAAGGAUGAUUCAUUUAAAAGAUA